Messenger RNA from Exserohilum turcica Et28A, 7054 nucleotides. RefSeq lists its product as uncharacterized. NCBI's taxonomy places the organism in Eukaryota, Fungi, Ascomycota, Dothideomycetes, Pleosporales, Pleosporaceae. The record is from RefSeq and is a predicted model, not a curated record. The coding region runs from base 239 to 6715 and encodes 2158 amino acids. The transcript is spliced from 3 exons. Gene Ontology annotation, biological process: fatty acid biosynthetic process. Gene Ontology annotation, molecular function: 3-oxoacyl-[acyl-carrier-protein] synthase activity; fatty acid synthase activity; phosphopantetheine binding.
CAUUCCCACUCCAGUCCCUUGGGCCAUUACCCUUGCAUUCAAGUGCCUAAGUAAUACGACUUUGGAGUCCCAUCUUUCCAUUCUCCUUUGACGACCCUUGCUCCAAGCUUUCGGAAGCCUAACCCUCCUCCUCUAAAUCACACCCUUCCCUGAGGUCGCCCUACCUCAGUUGGCAUUGACUUCUUGCAUACUUUCACCUUUUUUCUUCUUCUAAUCUUUCCAAUAUACCCUUGCCAAAAUGAACACCCUCAUUUUCGGAGACCAAACCGCCGACCAGUACCCGCUCCUGCGGAAGGCUUGCACCUGGAAGAACAAUGCUACCCUUACCACCUUCCUCGACAGGGUCAGCGUUGUGAUUCGCGAAGAGGUGCAGAAGCUGCCACGAACACAGCGAGACCAAAUCCCCAACUUCCUGACAACAUGGGACCUUGUGGAAGCAUACUACGCUAAGGGACUGAAGAUCCCUGAGAUUGAGAGUUGUGUGGUUACCAUUGCGCAAUUGGCGCACUACAUUGGGUACUUUUCCGAGAACCCCACAGAGCUGCCAAACCCGUCAAACACACGGGUUGUCGGUCUUUGCACCGGUCUUCUUGCUGGCUCUGUUGUUGCAUCUGCGCGAUCCAUCAGCGAGCUCCUGCCACUAGCGACAGAAGCUGUCCGCGUCGCUUUCCGCGCAGGCACCUGCGUCGGCGCAGCCAAGGAGGCACUUGAGCAGGCUUCUGCCUCCAAGGAGACAUGGUCUACCAUCGUCACCAGCAUCUCUGAGAGUGCCGCUCGGGAUGCCAUCACUGCCUUCCACGAGGAGCAGCAGAUGCCUACCCUUGCUCAUGCAUACAUCAGCGCUGUGAGCACCAUGGCUCUCACCAUCAGCGGACCCCCAUCGACCACCAAGCGUCUGCUCCAGAGCGACGCUUUCAAGAACUGCGCUCGUGUCCCUAUCCCCGUCUACGCCCCUUACCACGCCGCUCACCUGUACACCGACGCCGAUAUCGACCAGAUUCUCGACAAGGAUGCUAUCAGGCACCUGCAGCAAUUCCGCCCUCUUGCCCUCGUGCACUCCGCCUCUACCGGACAAUGCCACACUGCUACCAACACUUUGGACUUGGUUCGAACGGCCCUAGCUGAGAUGCUUGUUGAGCCCGUUCGAUGGGACAACCUUCUUUCUGAGAUUGUCUCCCAGGUCACUGCUGCAUCCAGCGCCGAGUGCUCUGUGUCCGCAUUCGGAGUCACCUCCAUUACCAACAGCCUUGCUUCUGCUCUGAAGAACGGAGGCCAGGCUGCCAUCACUGUUCGCGACCAUUCUGCCUGGGUGCCCACCGAUCAUGGCAGCCGUGGCCGCACCCAGAACGACAAGAUUGCCAUUGUUGGUAUGUCUGGUCGCUUCCCCGGUGCUGCCAGCCCUGAGGCUCUUUGGGACCUUCUCGAGCGAGGCUUGGACGUCCACCGUGAAGUCCCCGCAGACCGCUUCGAUGCAAAGGCCCACUGCGACCCCUCUGGCAAGGGAAAGAACAAGUCCCACACUCCUUACGGUUGCUUCAUCGACGAGCCUGGUCUAUUCGAUCCUCGCUUCUUCAACAUGUCCCCACGUGAGGCUGCCCAGACCGAUCCUAUGGGUCGUCUGGCCCUCACCACUGCUUACGAGGCGCUGGAAAUGUCUGGAUACGUCCCUAACCGUACUCCCUCGACUAAGCUUGAGCGAAUUGGAACCUUCUACGGCCAGACUUCGGACGAUUGGCGUGAGAUCAAUGCUGCUGAGAACAUCGACACCUACUUCAUCACGGGUGGUGUGCGAGCCUUCGCACCAGGCCGCAUUAACUACUACUUUAAGUUCUCUGGUCCAUCGUACAGCGUGGACACUGCUUGCUCUUCUUCGCUUGCUGCCAUUCAACUUGCCUGCACUUCGCUCUGGGCCGGUGACUGUGACACUGCCUGCGCCGGUGGCCUGAAUGUCCUGACCAACCCGGAUAUUUUCUCUGGUCUCAGCAAGGGUCAGUUCUUGUCCAAGACGGGAAGCUGCAAGACGUACGACAACGAUGCCGAUGGUUAUUGCCGUGGUGACGGUUGCGGUUCAGUCGUUCUGAAGCGCUACGAGGACGCCAUUGCUGACAAGGACAACAUCCUCGGCUGCAUUCUCGGUGCUGCCACCAACCACAGUGCCGAGGCCGUGUCCAUCACCCACCCGCACGCUGGUGCCCAAGAAUACCUUUACAACAAGGUUCUGUCCAACGCCGGUAUUGAUGCCCACGAGAUCAGCUACGUUGAGAUGCACGGUACUGGUACUCAAGCCGGUGAUGGUAUCGAGAUGACAUCUGUCACCAAUGCCUUUGCUCCUCGUCACCGCCAGCGUACUCCCGAGCAGACUCUCCACUUGGGAGCUAUCAAGGCCAACAUCGGCCACGGUGAAGCCGCUUCUGGUAUCAACUCCCUCGUCAAGGUGUUGAUGAUGAUGAAGAAGAACGCCAUCCCUGCCAACGUUGGUAUCAAGGGUGUGAUGAACAAGACAUUCCCCAAGGAUCUUGCUCAGCGCAACGUUCACAUCGAGACCACCCAGGUUCCUUGGCCCCGCAAAGGUGCAGAGAAGCGCAAGAUCUUCCUGAACAACUUCUCUGCUGCUGGUGGUAACACUGCCAUUGUCAUGGAGGACGGUCCUCUCCGUGAGGCCCCCAAGGGCGUCGACCCUCGCACCAUGCACAUGGUCAGUGUCAGCGCCAGGUCUAUUGCCUCUCUCAAGAAGAACAUCAACAACUUGAUGAAAUUCAUUGAUGAGAACGCAGACGUCACCCUGCCCAGCUUCGCGUACACGACCACCGCUCGUCGCAUCCAGCACAACUACCGUGUUGCCUUCUGUGUCUCCGAGAUGUCCAAGGUCAAGGAUGGUCUCCAGGCUCAGCUCAAGGACACCUACAGCCCGUUGCCCAUGGUCCCGACCAACACUGCCUUCACCUUCACCGGCCAGGGCUCGCAGUACACCGGUCUCGGCCAGAAGCUGUACGAGGACCUUGCGACUUUCAAGGCUGAUAUUGAUCAGCUCGACAAGCUCGCUCGUAUGCACUCUCUGCCUUCCAUUCUGCCCCUUCUGACUGGAACGGAUGUCACAACUCUCUCGCCAGUUGUUGUUCAGCUCGGCAUGGCGUGCAUCCAAGUUGCGCUCGCUCGCAUGUGGAGCUCUUGGGGUGUUCGCCCCAUCGCUGUCAUUGGCCACAGCCUUGGUGAGUACGCCGCUCUUCACGUCGCUGGCGUCAUCUCCGCCAGCGACAUGGUGCUCCUGGUCGGUCGCCGCGCUCAGCUUCUUGAGCAAGAAUGCACUGCCAACACCCACGGCAUGCUUGCUGUUAAGGGCAGCGUUGAGACUAUCAAGGCAGCUCUGGGCAACAAGAUGACCGAGAUUGCAUGCAUCAACGGUCCUGAGGAAACUGUCCUCUGCGGUACUGUCGAUGUUGUCAGCUCCACGAGCGAGGAACUUACUUCCAAGGGCUUCAAGUCUACCAAGCUCAAUGUUCCCUUCGCCUUCCACUCUGCGCAGGUCGAGCCUAUCCUGGAGAAGUUCAAGGCUGUCGCUUCCUCUGUCUCCUUCAACAAGCCUCUUGUGCCCAUCAUGUCGCCUCUGAACGGCGACAUCAUUGUCGAGGCUGGUAUCAUUGGCCCAGACUACCUUGCUCGCCACGCCCGCGACACUGUCAACUUCAACAGUGCCCUUGCCACUGGACAGGAGCAGAAGCUCUUCGAUGCAAAGACCGCUUGGCUCGAGGUGGGCGCUCACCCCGUGUGCAGCGGAAUGGUCAAGUCUACCCUUGGUGGAUCGCCUGUCGCAGCUGGAUCUCUCCGCCGCAACGAGGACCCCUGGAAGACUCUUUCCAACACCAUCACCACCCUGUACCUCGCUGGUGUCUACAUUGACUUUAACGAGUACCACAGGCUGUUCAACGAUGCCCACGAGAUGUAUACUCUGCCAACCUACGCCUUCGACUCCAAGAAGUACUGGUUGGACUACCACAACAACUGGACUCUUACCAAGGGCGAAGUCCUUCAGGCUCCUGCUGUCAAGGCUAUCGAGGCAGCACCUGUUGAAGAGGCUCCCUCCAAGUUGUCCACUACUUCUUGCCACAAGAUUGUGCGCGAGGACCUCCAUGCCAACUCCGGUACUGUUGUUGUCCAGUCUGAUCUUUCCGACCCCAAGUUGAAGGCCACCAUCACCGGUCACCAAGUCAACGGUACUCCUCUCACUCCCUCUUCGCUCUACGCCGACCAGGCCAUGACUGUUGCGGACUACCUGUACCAGCAGCUUCGUCCAGGUACUGAGACACCUGGUCUUAACGUGUGCGCCAUGGAGGUCACCAAGACUCUCAUUCCCCAGUACCCACCUCCUGCUGGCGGCCAGCACCUGCAGAUUGAGGGUAACGCCGACCUUGAGACCAACCAGGUUAAGAUCACCUUCCGCACUGUCACGGCUGAUGGCUCCAAGGUCCUUGCCGAGCACGCUGUUGGUCUCGUCAAGUAUGAAGAUGUCAACGCCUGGAAGGAGGAGUGGGGCCGCAUCCAGUACAUGGUUCAGUCUCAGGUUGACCUCCUGAAACAGAAGCUUGAGACUGGUGCCGCUCACAAGGUGCUUCGUGGCAUGGCCUACAAGCUCUUCAAGGCUCUCGUUACCUACGCCGACAACUACCGCGGUAUGGAGGAGGUCAUCCUCGAUGGCAAGCAGACUGAGGCUACUGCUCAAGUCCAGUUUCAGACCACUGCUGCCGACGGAGAGUUCCUUUGCUCGCCUUACUGGAUCGACUCUCUUGCUCAUCUUUCGGGCUUCAUUGUCAACGCUUCCGACCACCUUGACUCUGAGAACUCGGUCUACAUCUCUCACGGAUGGGGAUCAAUCAAGAUUGCCGGCAAGCUUUCGCCCGAGAAGAAGUACCGCUCGUAUGUUCGCAUGCAACCUGCUCCAGGUAACGUCUCCGUCGGUGAUGUCUACAUCAUGGAGGGCACUGAGAUCAUUGGUAUGGUCAUGGGUCUCAAGUUCCAGAACAUUCCUCGCCGUGCGCUCAACAUCAUGAUGCCUCCCGCUGGCAAGGCUACUGCUGUCUCUGCUCCCAAGGCUACUGCUAAACCCGCUCCCAAGGCUCUCCCCGCUGUUGCUCCUAUCAAGACUCAGGUGGUCCCUGUCAAGGCAGCCAAGCCCACCAAGGCUCCCAAGGCCGUCAAGGCUGCUAAGCCUGCUGCCCCUGCUGGUGUCACUUCCAAGGUCAUGAACAUCGUUGCCCAGGAGAUUUACGUAGACAUGUCCGAGCUCGUCGACGAGGCUGCUUUCGAGAACCUCGGGGUCGAUUCGCUCUUGUCUCUUACAAUUUCGGCGCGGUUUCGUGAAGAACUCGACAUGGACAUCCCCUCGACCCUAUUCACCGACUGCUCUACUGUCGGCGAGCUCAAGAAGCACUUCUCUCAGUUCGAUGGCGCUACCGUUAUCGAGGACGAUUCUUCCGUUGCGUCUGACGAGCCUUCCGACCCUUCCACUCCUUUUGAGGCACCUGCAGGAGAGAGUGACAGCACCCCUGCCAGCUCCACCGGUAGUGACGAUGGUCACGAUGACAUCAAGCCCUCCGGUGUUUCCGAGGGCGGUGCCAGCCUCGCCCGUAAGCUUGUUGCUGAGGAAAUGGGUGUAGAUGUCUCUGAGAUCACCGACGACCUUGACCUCACCGACAUUGGCAUGGACUCUUUGAUGAGUCUUACCAUUCUCGGUUCCAUGCGUGAGGCUACUGGUCGCGAUCUUCCUGCUGACUUCCUCACUGUCAACGUCACUAUCAAGGACAUCGAGACCGCCCUUGGCAUGCGCCCACAGCCCAAGGCUGUGAAGCCAGCGUCCAAGGCUGCCGCCAAGUCCCCUCAGCUCUCUGAAGUCAACAAGAAGCUUGCUUCACUCCCGGAUGUGUCUAACCUGCCACCCGCUUCCUCAGUCCUGCUCCAGGGUAACCCCAAGACUGCUACCAAGAAGUUCUUUCUCGUUCCCGACGGCUCUGGUAGCGCCACCAGCUACAUCUCCAUCCCCAACAUCUCUCCUGACAUGGCUGUCUAUGGACUCAACUGUCCGUUUAUGAAGUGCCCUGAGAAGUGGACUUGUGGUGUUGAGGGUGUCUCCCGUCUCUACCUGAACGAGAUUAAGCGUCGUCAACCUCAAGGCCCGUACAUCAUUGGUGGAUGGUCUGCCGGUGGUGUCAUGGCCUACGAAGUCGCUCAGCAGUUCGUCAACGCCGGUGAAAAGGUCGAGUCUCUUGUUCUCAUUGAUGCUCCCUGCCCCGUCGCUCUUGAUCCCCUGCCUGCUCGUCUCCACAUCUUCUUCGAUCAGAUUGGCCUCCUCGGUACCGGUAAGCCCGGUGGUACUCCCUCCUGGCUCCUUCCUCACUUCGCCUCCGCAAUCCAGAACCUUAAGGACUACGACCCAGCGCCUAUGGACCCCAAGUCCGCCCCUCCUGUCCUUGCUAUCUGGUGCACUGACGGCGUCUGCCCCAACCCUGAGGACCCCCGCCCCCCGCCAGGUGAGGGAGAGGACCCAGCUCCCAUGAAGUGGCUGCUCAACAACCGUACCGACUUCUCAGACAACGGCUGGGCUCAGCUCCUCCCCAAGGAGAACUUUCAGUACGCUGUCAUGGGCGGCAACCACUUCACCAUGAUGAAGGGAGAUCACGGUGUUACUCUUGGAAAGCUCAUCCAGCAAGGACUCAAGCUAUAAACUUCUUGAACCUUUCACCUAUAGAUUGUAGCACUUAAUAUUGCAUGCAUCUCUCCACGUUCAAGUGUUGAAUACUGAGAUGUCGGCGUUGGAAUCUUGUUCGCUUCUUUUUGUCUGUAUGGCAUUUGACAUAUAUCUCCCGGCACCGGUGUCCGGGAUACGACAACUUUUGGUAGGGAUGGAAAUGGAUGGGCGGCGUUGGGGUUCGAAAUUUUUCGCUUUUAGUUUCGACAUUCGCACACGACUUUAUCUGGCUUGUCUUUUGCUUCUGUUUACGUACCGUCACGAUUAUUCGUUAUGUACUUAAUGUUUUGGCUUCCGCAAUGCAAGGGUAACUUC